Liolophura sinensis is the source of this 3362-nucleotide messenger RNA. RefSeq lists its product as uncharacterized. The transcript is spliced from 9 exons. The record is from RefSeq and is a predicted model, not a curated record. The coding region runs from base 192 to 2690 and encodes 832 amino acids. Lineage: Eukaryota; Metazoa; Mollusca; Polyplacophora; Chitonida; Chitonidae.
CUGACAGUCAAACUAGCGUAGAGUUGAAGAGGUGCAUAUGUACGAGGAUAGAUACGGCAUUAAACAUAAACAAAACAAAUGGAGGAGCGACAUCGGAAUGACACGCGAGGUGAAAGCUGAUGUGGAAGACAUGCAUCUGACUAUUACUUGUAGGAAAGUAUUCUGAUUGAAUCCUGUUUGGACUGGUCACCAUGGCAACGAGGUACUUGGUCGCUAUGGAUCAUGUUGACCUCCAUGCCAAAAAGGUCAUGAGGAAGUAUGCUCAGAACCGUCCCCUAGGCGACAUAGAGAGGAAGUAUCAGUAUACCCUGCCCCAGCCUGUGCUCUCCUCUUACCAUGUCAGUACCCCUGCUGUCCAUGCCUACAGGCCAAAGUCCAGCGUACAUAUCAUAGAGGAGCAACAACAAUGCCUCCACGAUCUGCACUCAAGGUCAAGGAAUGCGAACUCUGCUCCUGCAUCCAGGAGGGUGAAGUCAGGGAUACGCUACAGCGGUGUGUCAGACCAUUACUACUGUCAGACUCCCAAUGUCAAUGUUUCUGUGCACGGUCGACCUGCCACAUCAUUAUCAGAGGGUCCUGGUAAAGAUAGAAGACCAGCUACAUGUUCAACUCAGCGUAGAACCAGACCCAAGACUACAGGUGAGUUGAAGAAGUCUAAAACUGCUCGUGAGUUCAUGGUCGUGAAGGUGGACCCAGAAAUCCUCAUGUCCAGUCGAAGGCGGAAAGAGCUGACCAAUCAGAUUAGAGCACAGUGGACACCUGAGAACCAUGACCUGAGCCCCAGUCAGUUUGUACGGGGGCAAAACUCUUCCCUUAGCCUCAGUGGUCUGGACUCUCCAAGGUCCACUGGUCAGUGGCUCACCUUUGGAGGGUCAAGCAGAGCCGACAACCAUGGCGUGGUGGACGCAUUUGCAACUCUGAAAGGAGACGGCCAGAGUUAUAACAUUGAUGGACACAGCGGGAGCAGAGUUGCCCAACAACUGCAGAAAGGAGGGAAGAUAAGAAUUGGCAGAAAUGGCUCACUCCUUGUUGUUAAAGAAACGACCAGACAGGAUGAGGAGGAAGAGAGCAGCAAAGAAGAUGCGAGCAGGAAAAUAGUUCCACUCUGCUGGACUGAUCAGAUAUCUUCCCAAGAAGCCAAAGUAGUCCAGGCCAGAGCAACGCCGCCAACAGUGACACUGAAGCCUAAGAAUCUUUGUGAAACGUAUCCAGUUGUGUUUAGAAAGCUGGUUCCAGAUGACAUACAGAGACCUAAACUGGCUUGUAAGCUGCAAGAAUCUGUGACAUCGAAAAUGCCAAGAAUUCUGCCAACUGCCUCGUUGAAUCACAGAUCAGGACAAGAGUCACUUGCUAAUAGGCUAGGGACAAGCAACUUUAGGAACAUGAAAUUGACUCGAACUGGGACGACUGAUGAUGGGCCUUCACAUAAUAUUGAAUACGGCAUGUCUGUGUCACCAAAAGAGUCCAAACUUGAUGAUAAUUCAUCAUCUGCAGAAAGCGACCAAAGGCUGAAUCCAGGGACAAGGUCAUCUGAAAGGUCAAAGAAUUCUGACAAGAAAGCCACAAAGACUAAACACAGCAGCAAGACUGUGCUAGCAGAGUCGGGAUCUCAUGUUAAACUGCUGAAGGUUAAGCCCAGUCCUGCCUCCCUACUGUUGUACACAAGCCCUGACCCCGAGCUCAGCAUCAACGUGUCAGGAACAAAAGCUGAGCUCAUCUCUCCGAGAGGUUCCAGUGCAAACAAGAAAGAUUUGCCCAUUAGGGACUUGCCAACAAAUGGGAAGGCAGCAAGUUCCAAAGCAGUUUCUUCAGUCUCAAGCACAGGUAUUCACAAUCAGUCUCUUCAGCCAGAAUUCAUCCAGUUCGCCACAGGGUUGAUCAGCCCAAGCAUUCAGAGAAGAGCCAGAUCUGCUGGAAAUACAAAUUUCGCUAUUAGAAAGGUCAAAGAGCACAACCGGCGGGAAGUGAGCUUUGACCUGUCAUCACCUGAGGAGGCAUCAGUUCAGAAUGACACAUGCACCAAGGAUUUUAACACCAGUCAAGGUGAGGCGCUGAAGAGAACGAACACCCCUGUCUCCCCAGAACCUCUCAGCUCUGAGUCUCCAUCCUCUCCAGUACUGGUACCAGAGGAAACAGAGACUUUUGCCUUCAGCAUUCCCACAGCCGAGUCUGACAAAGGCGAGAGAGCGAUCACCUCUGUGAGGGGAGACAAGAGCCCAAGUCUUUCAGAGGACAAGGCAAGUGUUUGGGAUGCACAGGAAGUGCAGUCUCGAGCAACAUCAGAUUCUCAGUUUGAGGCAAUCACUGCUCUGAUGAGAGAGUCUUUAGCAGUAUCAAACCCCUCAGAUUACAGCUCACAAACAGACAGUUCUGAAUCCCAUCAAAGUGAGGACAACUGCAAUGAAAGCAUGACCACAAACUUUCACAAUCAUAAACAUAGCGUGCGUUUUGAGAGCGGCACAAAACUUGAUGAUUCGACACACAGCGCUAACAGCGAUCUGCCUUCCAGGGGCCCAGAUCCAAAGAUUGGUGACCUCUUGUCUAGCCAACUUCACCCUGAUGUCUUGGAUGCCACAGUGGAAGUGAGACGACUUAGGCAACAAAUACGAGAUGACCUGGUAAAACAGCAGGAAGAUACGGAAGACGACAUUCACUACUUGAGAUUGAGACAAAGCAAAUGUUUGAACUGAGGGGUUACUUUGAACUUGCCAGACUUUUAGCUGUCCAAGUGAAAAGUAGCAACCAGUGUCACAAAACUUUGUAAAUGUCACAAGGCAGUCUACGACUGAUGAGAAGAUCUACAAAAGAUUGAUGUACAAACUCUUGCAAAUGUGGUUACUGGUAUGAAACAAACAGUUAAAAUGAACUGUUUCCACCUCUUUAUUUCGCCCAAUAAAAAGUGGCAGUUGGUGAAGAGAGCAAAGAAUUUAGCACGAUUUGUGAUACUGUCAUUAGCUUGCUACAUCUUUCCUUGGCCCAAUAAAAAGUGGCGGUUGGUGAGCAAGGGAAAGAAUUAAACAUGAACUGUGGUACUGUCAUUAAUUUGACACCAUGGCUUAAUUGGCCCAAACAAAAGUGGCAGUUUGUGAGCAAAACAAAGAAUUUAUAUUAACAUAAAUUGUGAUGCUGCCAUUGACUUGCCACUUCUUUACUUGGUCCAGUGAAAAGUGGCAUUUGGUGAGCAAUGCAAGUUGGAGUUGGUGUUCAAGCAAAUGAAAUAUUUAUCAUGGGCUGUAGUUUUUGUCUAAGCCUUGCCACUACUUUACCUGUUACAAGGACAAGCUGAAUCUUGUAACUAACAUGCAACAUGGACUGUGAUAAUAUUCUUGUCUUACCAGAUCUUUACCCGUCCAAAGUGAAAA